CUCCUAUAUGCGUAGUAAAUAUAAUGUUUCCGUUAUAUAUAGACCAUAAGUUUCUUCAUUAAUCCCACUUUAGUUUCUUUAAAUCCCACCCCUCAAAGCAUAAGCCAAACCUCUCUUUCUCAUAUGCAACCACACGACCAGAUGGAGGUAUGUUCAACAGUCACGACCAAAAAGCUCUCAAGCCUCGCGAAACUAAUCCUCUUCACAAUCCAGAAGGUCUCAGACGCCUCACGUCACAAACUCCUCACUACGCUCGAUCCACACCUACUCGCAAAACACGGCAAGACCCUACGCAAGUCUCUGAACGACGUCGUAUCAACUUCCCACUCCCGCAUCACGUGCCGUCCCUCCGACCACGACGACGUACGAUCCUCCUUCAUCUCGCCUGUCCCCAUCCAGCUCCACUACGAGUUCAGCUGCAGCAGCACCCCACCGAGACGUUCCUACGCCUCAACCACCACUGGCUACCACGUCAGCAUCGGACGACGCAAACCGCUUAUCAACAAACGCCAACGCCACGCGUAUAUAAGGUACAACACGCUCCCUAAGGUCCGACACGUGGCGACGGCAGUAUUUCCUGACGUAGCUAGCAGCACCGGAACCAUGGAUAGCUGCCACGUGGACAGAGCCGCCGAGGAGUUUAUACAGAGGUUCCAUAGACAGCUGAGGUUGCAGAGGUGGAUGAUGGCUCAGGAGGUUUAGAACAUUUGAUUCGUCAGCGUCACUUUCAUUACACCAAAUAUCAUAUCAAGUUAAAAAAAAUAAAAUUUAUAAUAGGUAACUUUCUUAGUUUUACGUUUUUCCUCUUUUGUUUUCUGUAAUCCAUGAUCGUGUUUAGGAUCUGCGUGGAUGAAACUGUAGGUAAAUCAACCUUUCGAGAUAGCUCUCUGUGUAUAUA
Molecule: messenger RNA, 898 nt
Organism: Brassica oleracea var. oleracea
Lineage: Eukaryota; Viridiplantae; Streptophyta; Magnoliopsida; Brassicales; Brassicaceae
Exons: 1
Coding region: 124-702 (192 amino acids)
Source: RefSeq, a predicted model, not a curated record